AUGCUGGAGAUGGACAUGGACGCGGUGACUGACCAAAAGUCAAACAGACCACCUUUACGCGACACACGACCUAGUUCCAAACGUCACACGUUAAGGUCUGAAAGAAAGAAGGGGACUGAAAUCUAUUGUUUGCAUUGGCCUCCUUCUCUGUUGACUUUUCCAUCUGUUAAUGCCCUGUCCGAUUCAAGCCAACCGAAGAGGGGGUUGAGAGCAUUUGAUGAUGAUGAUGAGGAUGAUGAUGAUGAUGACGACGACGACGACGACGAUGAUGAUGAUGAUGAUGAUGAUGAUGAUGAUGAUGAUGAUGAUGAUGAUGAUGAUGAUGAUGAUGAUGAUGAUAUGACGUGA
Spirometra erinaceieuropaei is the source of this 348-nucleotide messenger RNA. Lineage: Eukaryota; Metazoa; Platyhelminthes; Cestoda; Diphyllobothriidea; Diphyllobothriidae. The record is from the annotation of a GenBank genome assembly.